Messenger RNA from Laccaria bicolor S238N-H82, 462 nucleotides. RefSeq lists its product as uncharacterized. The record is from RefSeq and is a predicted model, not a curated record. The transcript has 6 exons. Bases 1 to 462 code for a protein of 153 amino acids. NCBI's taxonomy places the organism in Eukaryota, Fungi, Basidiomycota, Agaricomycetes, Agaricales, Hydnangiaceae.
AUGAGUGGGUAUAUCGAUGGCGGAGGACAAAAUCAGCGAGAAUCCGCACCUGACUUCUGGCGCAUUGCUCCGCGCAUCCCUCAGCAAGCCCCUCGCGGACGUAUCGGAACAAUCAUCGAUGUGGCGGGCAUUGUGAACUUGAUUCGCCAAGCCGGCCAUACGCAAUCUCUGACUGCGAGAGAACAUGUAUGGGAGAACGCGUAUGGCGUAACAUGUCGCUCAAUCCUGCUCGGCGGCAUCGCAUUCAUCAAGGCACAGACAACGACUGAAAAGUGCAGGUGGAGGCAGAAAGAAACCGAUUUAAGCAAAAAAUUCGGCUAUUUAUAUCAAAAUGGUGGCUUUAAAGGCAGGGCCUCGCGGAAAAAAAUCCGCAAAAGGGACAAAAUCCCAAUCUACCAGCACAUUUCUGCUCUGCCGACAACCUCCGAUAUCUGCCGGGAAUCCGCAGAUACUUGCGGCUGA